Molecule: messenger RNA, 3915 nt
Organism: Felis catus (domestic cat)
Lineage: Eukaryota; Metazoa; Chordata; Mammalia; Carnivora; Felidae
Gene: SOX3
Product: SRY-box transcription factor 3
Exons: 1
Coding region: 1823-3160 (445 amino acids)
Biological process (GO): cell differentiation; positive regulation of transcription by RNA polymerase II; anatomical structure morphogenesis
Molecular function (GO): DNA-binding transcription factor activity, RNA polymerase II-specific; RNA polymerase II cis-regulatory region sequence-specific DNA binding
Source: RefSeq, a predicted model, not a curated record
UUCAAAUGACAGCAGCCCUUGACCGUGGACAUUUGCUUCCUUCCAACCAGAAAAGCAAGAGAACGUAGACCAGGUGGAAUCCAAACUUAAGGGGCUGGUUUAGGGACUCCAAACUUGGAGGGGAUGAUGCCUGCUGAGAGCCAGGAUUCUAGCGCCACUGGUCCGCCCACCCCAGAGGGGGCUGGCCUGCUCUACGCCACCCCCACCCCAAGUCACAACAGUAUACUUUUAAAUUCGUGCAGGAAAGGGGGGAGUUCCCAGCGUGCAGGUGUCCCAGGGUCUCCUGGUCUUGCAUUAGCACUAAGGAGCUAAAAACCUGGGUUUUUGUAUUUUUUUGGUCACAUUUAGGAUUUACGCUUUUCUUUCGGUUCCCCAUCUUUCCACGAGGCUGGGGGUGGGGGACCACACUGCGCGGACACCUUAUUUCAGUCUCUGCCACUUCUGCCUGGCCGGCUACUCCUUCCCACCCGCCGCCUCGGGCGGCUCAGGGAGUUUCAAACGCUGUGCCACUCGCUUGGGCUGGCGAAGGCGAUUGUCCGGGUUCCCUCUCCCUGCAGCCCGGGUUCCCGAGACGUUAGUCUUUGGCAGACAGCAUGACAUGCGGGUGAGUGUCCCGCUCCGAGUCUCGAGGCUCUGGCCAGGACGGCGGCUGUAAAACAAAAAAGAAGAAGGACGCAAUCCGUUAGCAGAGACUGCUCCCCGGGGAGGCGGCGCGGCUGCGCAGCGAGAGCAGCGCUCAGUGGUCCUGGCAGGUGCGCGGCCAGUGGAGGGGGCCCGGCGGUCCGCCCCGAGGACGGCCUCGGCUCCUCUCCGGCCACCGUCCCCCCCUCCAAGAAACUUUUCUUUCACUUGGAGAGGCUCCGUGUUGCCAUGAAAACGGAUUUUCCAAGGGGCCCGACCCUCCCCCUCAGGGGCAUCGGACUGGAAAAACCGAAAUGGCCAGAGAGCAGAGACAAAAAGGGGCCGCUAAGCGGGGGCCUGGAGCGAGAGAGCCGAGGCCGGUUCACCCCCUCCGCCCCACACACACUCUCCGCACCACCGCUUGUGAGCGCCUCGGCCCGGCCCCGGCAGCAGGCGGCUGACUGCUCGCCUUCACUCCAGCCAGCGGAGAGCCUCACAGCCCCUGUGCGCUCCGCGGUCCUGAAGCCUGUCUCCCGUGCCCCGGUCCCUGACCCCGGCUCCAUCCUCGGCGCGCAGGCCCGCGGCUUCCCCGCAGAGGGUCCUGCUGGGCCAGGGGCCGAUUCCUGGGAGGGCUUCUCGGAGCCGCAACCCGGGGCGCCUCUGUUGCGCCCGGCGUCCCCAAGAUCGCCCGGGUAACUGGCGAUGCCCGCAGCAGAAGCAGUCGGAGGACCUCCGCGCAGACAGCGGGAUGCUCUGCAGGGUGGCCCCGAGACCAGGCACCGCUCGGCCCUGACGGGGCUGCAAAGUUGUUUUCUGAACCCCGUGGGCGCCCCUCUGCCCCCUUCCCCCAAUCCUGCUCACGCGCCCCCUCCCCCCUCCGUCACCUCCUCGAGUUUCGUUCUUUCAAACUUUUUGAGACCCUAAUUGGUGGUCUCUGAGCGGCUCUCCGGGACUCCCGCCUCCUGAAUAACUCUCAUCACGUCACCGGGCCCCAGAGGGGCGCGGGGGUGAACGAAAGGGCUCCCCGAACUUUUUUUUUCCAGUGGGGCCGAACGGGGACUCCGUGAUGAUUGGCCAGGGCGCAUCACUGUGAGCCUGUCAAUCACCGGGCCUCCCGGUGGCGAGGGGCGGACCGAGUCCCAACCCCGGGGGAUCCGAGCAGGUAUAUAAGGGACCCGGCGAGCGCCUGGCCAGACUGCGAAUGCGGCCAGCUCGAGACAACGCAUCAGGUGCGACUAGCCUGCGGGUUCCUGCCGACUUGGCGCGGAGCACUUUGGCAAGCCUGCCCUUCCCGCCUGACCCGCCGGCCCCCCGGCCCCCAAGCGCCCCUCCGACGGAGUCCCCAGGCCUUUUCACCGUGGCCGCUCCAGCCCCGGGAGCGCCUUCUCCUCCCGCCACUCUGGCGCACCUUCUUCCCGCCCCGGCCAUGUACAGCUUGCUGGAGACCGAGCUCAAGAACCCCGUGGGGCCACCCACCCCAGCGGCAGGCGCGGGCGGCCCCGCAGCCCCCGGCGGCGCAGGCAAGAGCGGCGCGAACGCAGCCGGCGGAGCGAACGCAGGCGGCGGCAACGGCGGGGGUUCGAGUGGCGGGGGCGGGGGCAGCGACCAGGACCGCGUGAAGCGGCCCAUGAACGCCUUCAUGGUGUGGUCCCGUGGGCAGCGGCGCAAGAUGGCCCUGGAGAACCCCAAGAUGCACAACUCCGAGAUCAGCAAGCGCUUGGGCGCCGACUGGAAACUGCUGACCGACGCCGAGAAGCGGCCGUUCAUCGACGAGGCCAAGCGACUGCGCGCCGUGCACAUGAAAGAGUACCCGGACUACAAGUACCGGCCGCGCCGCAAGACCAAGACGCUGCUCAAGAAGGACAAGUACUCCCUGCCCGGAGGCCUGCUGCCCCCCGGCGCCGCCGCCGCGGCCGCCGCCGCCGCCGCCGCCGCCGCCGCCAGCAGCCCGGUGGGCGUGGGCCAGCGCCUGGACACGUACACACACGUGAACGGCUGGGCCAACGGCGCGUACUCGCUGGUGCAGGAGCAGCUGGGCUACGCGCAGCCCGCUACCAUGAGCAGCCCGCCGCCGCCGCCCGCGCUGCCGCAGAUGCACCGCUACGACAUGGCCGGCCUGCAGUACAGCCCCAUGAUGCCGCCCGGCGCCCAGAGCUACAUGAACGCCGCCGCCGCCGCCGCCGCCGCCUCGGGCUACGGGGGCAUGGCGCCCUCGGCCGCCGCCGCCGCGGCCGCCGCCUACGGGCAGCAGCCCGCCACCGCCGCCGCCGCGGCCGCCGCCGCCGCCGCCAUGAGCCUGGGCCCCAUGGGCACGGUGGUGAAGACCGAACCCAGCUCGCCGCCGCCCGCCAUCACGUCGCACUCGCAGCGUGCGUGCCUCGGCGACCUGCGCGACAUGAUCAGCAUGUACCUGCCACCCGGCGGGGACGCGGCUGACGCCGCUUCGCCGCUGCCCGGCGGCCGCCUGCACAGCGUUCACCAGCACUACCAGGGCGCUGGGACUGCCGUCAACGGAACGGUGCCGCUGACCCACAUCUGAGCGCCCGCCUGCGCGCGCCGCCCCUCCGCCCCCAUCCCGCCCCGCACCCCCGAGUUGGGACGCCUUGUUGUUUAGCUUUGCUUGCCUGGGACCGUUGCCUUGUACCGAUGAUGGGGAGGACAGAAAGUUUUGCCGUAGCUGUCGGGUUUUGUACAAAAGCAAAAAGUCCGGAGCAGCGGAAGUGGGACUUUCUAGAGCUCGCCUGCCCCUCGCCGCUGCCCCUCCCUCCCCUUUUGUAGGCUGGGAAUCGCUGUGAUGUUUGCAGAGAAAAAGCAGCCCCCCCUCCUCCUCCUCCCGGGUUCCUGGGUUUUUCUGUUGCAUUUGAAAAUGUUGUCUCGUUAGUUUGCUGUUAGCCGAGGAGUGAGUGAAUAGGAGAAGCGUACUCUCGGGUGAGGCUGGCCCGAGAACUGCAACGCCUCCUCCCCCUGUCGCGUUGUAGCGGUUUUCCUGGUGGGUUCUUGCGGGGGUGGGGGGGCGCUGACCGCGCGGAGUGGCGCGGCAGCCGAGGCCGAUGUUAAUUUAUAGCCGGGUGUGCGUGUGUCUCCCGCCUCGCCGCCCCUGGCCGCGGGACAGCUUCUGUCCAGUCCGCAUUUAGGCUGUUGAGUUGGUGAUUUCUGCCGUGAUCUGUUUGAUAUUUCGUCGCGCUAAUGUAUUCACAUUUCGUUUGGGUGGUGGGGAAGGGGGUAUUUUGUUUCAGGUUUUUCAAGGUUUUACUCUUAAUUCCUAAAUGAGAGAUCAAUAAAUUUUAUAACCAA